Messenger RNA from Electrophorus electricus (electric eel), 2660 nucleotides. It is a transcript of the gene dnaja3a, whose product is annotated as DnaJ heat shock protein family (Hsp40) member A3a. Gene Ontology annotation, cellular component: mitochondrion. The record is from RefSeq and is a predicted model, not a curated record. Gene Ontology annotation, biological process: negative regulation of apoptotic process; mitochondrion organization; response to heat. Lineage: Eukaryota; Metazoa; Chordata; Actinopteri; Gymnotiformes; Gymnotidae. Gene Ontology annotation, molecular function: ATP binding; protein kinase binding; heat shock protein binding.
CGGAGGUCCGGUCACUGUCUAGUAAUGAUGGCGUCUUCUGCUGUUAGGUGUUACCCACGUUGGAUAGUAGUUGCCGUGUCCUCUGGCCAUGGGAGGGCUUAUUCCACUCUUCCCUCCUGUCCCAAUGGAGGUAGUCGAGUUGGCUCCAGACUUGUGGCCCGUGAGUUCCGGUCAUCGGGCACCACAAUCCGUGAAGGAACGGUUAAAGCCUUGACAUUGAGAGGGCUGCCAGGCAGAAUCUCUCCUUGGGUCAUCUCCAAGAUGUGUUUCCACACCAGUGCCCAUACCUGCAGUAAACAGGACUUCUACCAGAUUCUUGGGGUUCCACGAGCAGCCUCCCAGAAAGAGAUCAAGAAAGCCUAUUACCAACUGGCAAAGAAAUAUCAUCCAGAUACAAACAAAGAUGAUCCUCAGGCCAAGGAGAAGUUUGCAGAACUGGCUGAAGCCUAUGAGGUGCUCAGUGAUGAGGUGAAGAGGAAGCAGUACGACACGUAUGGCUCAGCAGCCUUUGAAGCAGGCCAGGCCCGGCCCGGGUCUGGCCAGCGGCAGUACUGGGGCGGAGGAGCAAGCAUGGACCCGGAGGAGCUUUUCCGCAAGAUCUUUGGGGAGUUUUCGGGGGCGAGAGGAUUUGGAGACUUUAACGCGAUCUUCGAUCAGCCUCAGGAGUACGUGAUGGAGCUGACCUUUAUCCAGGCUGCCAAAGGUGUGAAUAAGGAAAUCACGGUGAACAUUGAUGGUACCUGCCAGCGCUGUGAUGGCAAAGGCCAUGAGCCUGGAUCCAAGAUCCAGCACUGCCACCACUGCAAUGGCACCGGAAUGGAGACGGUGAACAAGGGACCAUUCGUAAUGCGCUCUACUUGCCGGCGGUGUGGAGGGCGGGGCUCAGUGGUGACCUCGCCCUGCACGGCGUGUCGCGGAACGGGACAGACAAAGCAGAGGCGCACCGUCAUGGUUCCUGUUCCCGCCGGGAUUGAGGACGGGCAGACGGUUAGGAUGCCUGUGGGAAAUAAAGAGAUCUUUAUCACGUUUAGGGUCCAGAAGAGCCCAGUGUUCAGGAGGGACGGGCCGGAUAUCCACUCUGAUGUUUCCAUCUCCGUGGCUCAGGCUCUCCUGGGGGGCACGGUCCGAGCACAAGGACUCUACGAGAUGGUCAACCUGGCUAUCCCUGCUGGUGCCCAGGCAGACCAGAGGAUCAGGCUUUCUGGGAAGGGAAUCCCACGUGUCAGCAGCUACGGUUUUGGAGAUCAUUACAUCCACAUCAAAAUCCGAGUCCCUAAAAUACUGACAGAUAGGCAGCGCGCCCUUAUUACAAGCUAUGCAGAAGACGAGACCGAUGUGGAAGGAACCGUCAAUGGUGUUGCCACAACCACUGCAGGUGGGGGCAGCAGUGGUAAAAAGUCUGAGACAGGGCAGAACAGGUCCAUGGAGGGAGAGAAAACCAAAGAGGAGGGCUUUUUCUCCAAAUUAAAGAAAAUGUUUAGUUCCUCCUGACAGCCACACACCAGGUAAAAGAUCUACAGGAAACUGAUGGAGCAAGUGUGGGUGCUGAGGCGGGGGGGGGGGCCAGGGCAGCUGCAACAGGCCUGAUGAGAGGCAGCGGCACAGGCAUGUGGAGCUCGAUGGUGCGCGGUGGUGCUGGUUAACACACUGAGCACGCACUUCUCCCCAACCCCACACCACCAUAGCACAGGACAGGUCUGCUCGUUACGUUCAGCUGCUGGACUGUUGGCUUCCACCACCGUUUAAGAAGGACAGUGUUGUCUUCUAGCCUGUGGUAACUGUGGAUGGCUCUCAGCCAGUCUGUUCUGGGAAUUCCAGGAACCCCAAACACAAGGAAAAUGUUAAUUGGAUGCAGAAUGAACAUGGAAAUAAGAUUAUGGCUGUCGAACAUGUACACAGCUUUUUGCUUCAAAAGAUCUCCAGUUGUCCCGAUUUCCUGCGUUUUACCAUAAUGUCCUUUAAGAGCCCAAUUCUGGAUCUGCGGUGAGCCGUGCACCUGAGUGUCUUGGUUGAAUGAGUGCACCAUGGUUUGUUGUACACCGAGGUGAUGCACCUGGACCUUUCUGUACAGUCUGUAUGUUGACGUUCCCGGUGAAUGUGCCAUUGUCACCUUUUAAACCUCCAAUCAUAAAUUGGAAUAAUCCACUCAUUACAGCGAGAUUCAUCUUGCCUCAUUAGUUCUGUUGUCACUAUUUAAAGGAUGUCACUGUUGACAUGCCUCAUGCACAUAUUAAAAUUCUAUAUGUAUAACAGUGAUUAGUAUCUUUAGGGAAAAAAAAACUGCUAUAAAAAGAAAUUAUUUUUGUGAUCAAACAAAACAAAGCAGGUUCAGUUCAUUUACUUUUAUAAAUUUAUUACUUAAAAGGUAGAACAGUUGGAAGUUGAAUUGACGAGCAUACAGGCCUUCCAUAACACUGAUGAUGAUGAUUUUUAUUAUUAUUAUUAUUAUUACAGCCACAUCUGGUCCUUGUUGACAAUAGCAGUUAGUAAUCCAUCUGUUAAAAUUUAAAACCACUCUACUAUAAUUAUAAUCCACUUAAGCCCUGUUACAAAGGUGCAAUAUGUAGGAAUAAAUUAAUAAUUGGUCUAUUGCUCUUGGAAUCUGCUGUGGGUAAUAAGUAGUUUGUUGUAAUAAAUUUUUGUUGAUGUUUCAGCCUUUA